Messenger RNA from Daldinia childiae, 321 nucleotides. RefSeq lists its product as uncharacterized. The record is from RefSeq and is a predicted model, not a curated record. The coding region runs from base 1 to 321 and encodes 106 amino acids. The transcript has 2 exons. Lineage: Eukaryota; Fungi; Ascomycota; Sordariomycetes; Xylariales; Hypoxylaceae.
AUGUUGGAAGGCGAGGAACUACUUCAGCAAUAUGAAGAUGAAAUUGUCCCUCGAUCGUUUCGGGGAGGCUUCGUGUUUCUAAGCUACCUUGUCUCUUGCGUUGGAGCGGCCCUAACACUCGAGCUACUCAAUCGUCGAACUUCCCGGAAUGGCUUAUCCAACCAUCUCAUACUUGUCAGUGCUGCAAUGGCUAUGGGUGGGAUAUCGAUAUGGUGCAUGCAUUUUGUCGGCAAUCAUGCAAUAAUACUAGGCGAGGGCGAGCCUGAACUCCGUAUCAAUUAUUCUAGCCGCUACUCCGCACUCUCCUUCUCUUACCAGUAA